This is a messenger RNA of Cyphellophora attinorum, 3216 nucleotides long. RefSeq names its product Sodium/potassium-transporting ATPase subunit alpha. Gene Ontology annotation, molecular function: ATP binding; ATP hydrolysis activity; P-type sodium:potassium-exchanging transporter activity. Gene Ontology annotation, cellular component: membrane. Bases 1 to 3216 code for a protein of 1071 amino acids. Lineage: Eukaryota; Fungi; Ascomycota; Eurotiomycetes; Chaetothyriales; Cyphellophoraceae. The record is from RefSeq and is a predicted model, not a curated record. The transcript has a single exon. Gene Ontology annotation, biological process: potassium ion import across plasma membrane; intracellular sodium ion homeostasis; sodium ion export across plasma membrane.
AUGUUGGACGACGAAGCCAAGGGCGAUGCGAUUGAGGCUAGCCGUCAACCACGUAUCAUCUUUGACGAUGACGUGGAUGUGAAGCCCUCGCACAAUGCUCGACCGCCGAGGGCAAGAAGAGCCUCAGACGCGACUUCAAUCAGCAGCGUGCGCAGUCGAGCGCAAGCCACCUCGGGACUGCCGGUGGCUUUUAGGACACUGUCUUUCGAAGUGGCCAGACUCCAGGACUCUGACAGAAAGCUCGACGCCGCCACCAAUCCAGAAUACUUCGAGGACGUCAAUCAUCACAUAUUGGCGCCCUCGCGGGUCUGUGAGACAUUUGGUGUCCAGCCCGACCAAGGCCUCAGCGAGGAUGACGCCAAAGCUCGUGUCCAGCGCUAUGGACGGAAUGUCCUGCCCAAGAAAAAGAAGAGAUACUGGAAGAAGCUGCUGUUCUACGUGUUCGGCAAUUUCUGCUCCAUUUUAUGGGUCGGGGUGGUCAUCUUUUUCAUCUGCUGGAGGCCACUAGGAAAUCCUCCCCAGCCAUAUAACCUCGGCCUGGCCAUCCUGGUCAUGAUUGUUAUAUUCCUCCAGGCAGCCUUUUCGGCGUUUCAGGAUUGGUCAACGAAGAAGACAAUGGACUCUAUCUUGGAUCUAUUGCCCUCCCAAUGCGCUGUCGUCAGAGGAGGACAGACGGCCAUCAUUCGAUCCGCCGACCUGGUUCCAGGCGAUAUCGUCAAUCUCAGUAUUGGCAAUAAGGUGCCCGCAGAUCUUCGGCUGCUCAGCACCUCUGGCGAUGUGCGAUUCGACCGGGCUGUCCUUACCGGAGAGGCCGACGAGAUUGAUGGCGCUGUCAAUCCCACCGACGAUAACUUUCUUGAGACGAGGAAUAUUGCGCUCAUGGGAACAGUCGUCACAAAUGGAAAAGCACAGGGAAUAGUGGUUGGCACCGGUCCACAUACUGUGAUGGGGUCUGUCGCUCAGGCUACGACCGAUGUCAAGGAGAAGCCAACGCUGAUUCAGCGUGAAAUCACUCGUUUCAUCAAGAUUAUUCUCUGCUUGACAUUCUGUCUUGCGCUUCUGAUCUUGCUCGCCUGGGUGGGCUGGCUCAGGGUCGACAAGCCGAAUUACAUGAACCUGGUCGCCUGCUUGAACAACGUCAUGGGCUGCGUGGUAGCAUUUAUCCCUGAAGGGAUGCCAGUUGGAGUUGCGUUGACCUUGAUGAUGGUUGCUCGGCGGAUGAAGUCAGCGUACAUUCUUCCAAAAGGACUUUCCACCGUUGAAUCACUGGGCUGCGUCAAUGUCAUUUGCUCCGACAAGACGGGGACACUGACGCGCAAUCAGAUGUCGGUCGCUUCUGUAUCUUUUCACGAUCGAUCGCUUGCAGCUGACGAGGCUCUGGCUGUGGAGUCCAAUGGCCUCACUGCGCUAGUCGAAGCCGGUCAAUUGUGCAACGAAGCAGCAUUCGAUCCUGUGACACUCCAUCUGCCAGUUGCAGAACGUCAUGUGCAGGGUAACGCCACCGAUGGGGCUAUACUGAGGUUUGUGAGCUCGCACUCGGCGUCGGCGGUCACUCAGCGCAAGGUCUUGUUCCAGAUACCUUUCAACUCCACGAAUAAGUGGAUGAUGACAAUGAGUGCCGCGAAGCCAGGAGAGAAUGGGAACCUUGUCAUUGUUAAGGGCGCACCGGAUAUACUGCUGCACAAAUGCAGCAGUUUUCUCACAGGCGAUGGCGAAAGGAUGCAACUCGAUAUUGCUGCUCAGCGCCAUUUUGGCUUUCUGCAGGAACAAAUGUCAGGACGCGCCGAACGGGUCCUCAUGCUGUGUGAACGGCGCUAUACUCCAGUCGCCGCUGUUGGUAGCAACGCGCUCGGAGAUGAGCUUGUGGCCAAUUGUCUAUCGGACUUGACAUUGAUUGGAAUUAUUGGAUUGGUCGAUCCCCCCCGGGAAGAUUGUGCUACGACGAUCGCCACGUGCCGCAGAGCUGGAAUACGAUUCUUCAUGGUUACUGGUGACUUUGGCCGCACAGCCGUGGCAAUCGCCAGGCGAGUAGGCAUUUUCAGCGACCAGCGGGAGCCUGACACUUAUGCAACGAUCUCUGCACAAACAUCGUCAGCCGUUGCAGGAGAAAAGACAGCAAGACUUACCGAGUAUAGCAAACAAUCGCUCCUGCUCGAAAGCACGGAAAUCAACAGGAUUACGCCCGAGGAAUGGGAAGUGGUGAACAGCUAUGAAGAGAUCGUCUUUGCAAGGACCACGCCGAAUCAAAAACUCCUCAUCGUCAAUGCGCUGCGCGAGAGACAGAAUACCGUCGCGGUGACCGGUGACGGAGUCAACGAUGCUCCAGCUUUACGGGCCGCAGACGUCGGAGUCGCCAUCGCGUCCGGCAGCGAUGUCGCACUUGAGGCCGCCGACUUGGUUCUUCUCGAUGACUUUUCCGCCAUCGUCACCGCCAUCAGACUUGGACGUCUCGUUUUCCAGAACCUACAAAAAGUCAUCUCCUACCUUCUCCCGGCAGGAUCAUGGUCGGAAAUCUGGCCGGUACUACUCAACGUCUUCGUGGGCGUUCCCCUGCCACUUUCUUCAUUCUUGAUGAUCAUCAUCUGUGUCUUCACCGAUCUCUUCCUCUCGCUGAGCCUGAUCAUGGAGAAAGAAGAAUUUGACCUCCUGUCCAUUCCACCGCGCAAGCCACGACGUGACCAUCUCAUCAACCUCAAAAUCUACGCGCAAUCAUACCUGUUUAUCGGCGUCAUGGAGACCGUCAUCGCCCACGCCAUGUUUUUCCUCUACAUGUACCGCCAUGCCGGAAUUCCCGCUUCCGCCCUCUUCCUGGCCUUUGAGAAAUACGCCGACGGCUUUUAUGGCUACACCGCCGACGAGCUGACCUACUUCAACACCGUCGGACAGUGUGUCUACUUUGUCACCUUGGUGAUCUUGCAAUGGGGCAACAUCUUGUCGAUCCGCAACAAGAGACUUUCCAUCCUCCAGGCCGACCCGUUCUUUCGUAAAGAACGCCGCAAUCUGUGGCUGUUGGGCGGCAUCGCGGCAUCGCUGGUCAUUGCCAUCUUUGUGACCGAGGAGCCGGGCAUUCAAUCGAUUUUCGGCACGGCGAGCGUCCCCAUAGAGUUUUGGUUGCUGCCCUUGCCGUUGGCGCUGGGAAUUCUGAUUAUGGAUGAGUUCAGGAAGCUGCUCGUCAGGCAGUGGCCAAAUGGGCCGGUGGCGCGCAUUGCGUGGUGA